AUGGAGUCGACCGCUCUGAAUGGGAGAAUGGCUCGAUGGCAAAUUCUUCUAUCUGAAUUUGAUAUAGUCUAUGUGAACCAGAAGGCGGUAAAAGGGAGUGCAAUAGCGGAUUUCCUGGCAAGUAGAGCUCUGGAAGACUACGAGCCACUAAACUUCAAUUUUCCAAAUGAAGAUUUGAUGUAUGUUGCAACUGCAGAAAAAGAUUUUCAAAAAGGUGGUCUUUGGAAGCUGAAUUUUGACGGAGCUUCAAAUGCUAUAGCUAAGUAUGAAGCUUGCAUUAUGGGCAUUCGGGCAGCCAUAGAAAGGAAAAUUAAGGUGCUAGAGGUAUACGGAGACUCUACAUUAGUAAUUUAUCAGCUCAAAGGGGAGUGGGAAAUGAGAGACCCGAAGUUAAUCCGCUAUCGAAAAUUGGUCUUGGAAUUGAUUGAGGAAUUUAACAGUGUCACUUUUUAUUAUAUCCCACGAGAUGAAAACCAGAUGGCAGAUGCUUUGGCAACUCUAGCCUCUAUGUUCAAAGUGAACAAACCAGAAGAUAUGAAGCCUAUUCAGAUCAGCAUUCAUGAGGCUCCAGCCCAUUGUUACAAUAUUGACGAUGAAGAGGAAAAGGAUGACCACCCUUGGUAUCAUGACAUAUUGCGAUAUGUAAAGAGUCGUGAGUACCCUGACCAUGCGACGGAAAAUGAUAAGAGAAUAUUAAGGAGAUUAGCCAUUGAUUAUGUCCUAGAUGGGGAUAUCUUGUAUAAAAAGGGAAAAGAUCAAGUUUUGUUGAGAUGUGUGGAUGCUGUCGAGGCCAAGAAAAUUUUGGAAGAAGUGCAUGAAGGGAAAAUGACUGAAACCUACAAAGACUGGCACGAGAAAUUACCUUUCGCCCUCCUGGCAUAUCGGAGCUCUGUUAGGACCUCUACUGGGGCAACACUGUUUUCUCUAGUCUAUGGGAUGGAGGCAGUUUUACCUAUAGAAGUUGAAAUCCCUUCUCUCCGAGUAUUAGCUGAACUAAAGUUAGAUGAGGCCGAAUGGAUUCAAUCUCGAUAUGAUCAGCUAAACUUGAUAGAAGAAAAGAGGUUAAAGGCUAUUCGUCACAGUCAGAUGUAUCAGAAAAGAAUGAUGUAA
Messenger RNA from Gossypium raimondii (Peruvian cotton), 1110 nucleotides. RefSeq lists its product as uncharacterized. The transcript has 3 exons. Lineage: Eukaryota; Viridiplantae; Streptophyta; Magnoliopsida; Malvales; Malvaceae. Gene Ontology annotation, molecular function: RNA-DNA hybrid ribonuclease activity; nucleic acid binding. The record is from RefSeq and is a predicted model, not a curated record. The coding region runs from base 1 to 1110 and encodes 369 amino acids.